Ooceraea biroi (clonal raider ant) is the source of this 1138-nucleotide messenger RNA. RefSeq names its product glutathione S-transferase theta-3. The record is from RefSeq and is a predicted model, not a curated record. Gene Ontology annotation, molecular function: glutathione transferase activity. Gene Ontology annotation, cellular component: cytoplasm. NCBI's taxonomy places the organism in Eukaryota, Metazoa, Arthropoda, Insecta, Hymenoptera, Formicidae. Gene Ontology annotation, biological process: glutathione metabolic process.
UUAAUAGUGCUAAGUGCAAGUGGUGCAAGUAAUAUACUAAUUAUCGGUAAUGCAAGUAAUGGUCCAAAGUUUAAAACUUUACGUAAUACGGUUCAUUUAGCGCUUCAAAUGCUUCAAAAUACUUUCCUUCCUUCUUUUUAUUUGAGAGAAGAAAAAGGACAGCAAGUGUUUUGAAGCAUUUAAAUGUUAACUGUUAACUGGACUAUAAGCCUUGGAAUGUCUUGAUUUUAUCAUACUUUGAUACUUGGUGCAGAAUUGUCAUCUGUCUUGAGUUUAACAAAAGAGAGAGAAAACAGUGCUAACUUUUUUACAAUUAUGGCUCUGAAAUUAUAUUAUGACUUGCUCUCGCAACCUUCGAGGGCAAUGUACAUAUUCCUCAAAGUAUGUAACAUACCAUUUGAAAAACACAUUAUAAACUUGGGAAAGCUUGAACACUUUUCUCCAGAAUAUGAACAAGUCAAUCCAUUUAAGAAAGUUCCCGCUAUAGAGCAUAGUGGCUUCAAGCUUACUGAAAGUAUAGGGAUCAUGCGAUACUUAUGCAGAGAAUUCAAGGUGGAUGAUCACUGGUAUCCACAUGAUUCAAAGCAGCAAGCUAAAGUUGACGAGUAUCUCGAGUGGCAACAUCUGAAUACAAGACUUUACGGCUCAACGUAUUUCCUUGUGAAGUUUCUUAACCCGCUUAUGCUGAACAGACCAGCUAAACCGGAAAAAGUAGCUGAAAGCGAAAGUCGCCUGAGCGACUGUCUCGAUCUCAUCGAGAAAAUAUGGCUGAAAGAUCAACCGUAUUUAACAGGAAACGUGAUCAGCGUAGCCGAUAUAUUCGGUGCUUGCGAAUUGGAACAACCUUAUAUGGCCGGAUAUGAUCCAAAAAAAGGGAGACCACGUCUGGCUGCUUGGAUGGAAAGAGUCGCUAAGGAAACAAGUCCUCAUUAUCAGGAAGCUCACAAGUUCGUACAACAAAUAGUUAAAAAUGUUCCGCAAACAAAUCAUUCUUUUAAACUGUAAGCCUUUUUUUAUAAAUAACCAUAUUUACGCGUUUAAAGCGAUGUUUGUCACAAUAUAUCAGUGAUAAGAUUUUUUAUGAUGAUACCUUUGUGCAAUUUUUAAAUAUAUAUUUAGAUUACAUAUACACCUUAAA